Selaginella moellendorffii is the source of this 954-nucleotide messenger RNA. RefSeq names its product cyclin-J18-like. The transcript is spliced from 7 exons. The coding region runs from base 449 to 784 and encodes 111 amino acids. The record is from RefSeq and is a predicted model, not a curated record. NCBI's taxonomy places the organism in Eukaryota, Viridiplantae, Streptophyta, Lycopodiopsida, Selaginellales, Selaginellaceae.
GCGACGGGAGGCCGUGGGGCUCAUUCUUCACGUCUGCCAGCUCGUGAAUGCGCUCCCAUCGACGAAAUAUUGCGCGCUGUCGCUCUUUGCCGACCGAUUCCUUCCAUGGAUGCACAGAAUGGAUUGUGGGAGCGCCGUGGAGGAGCAGAUUUCCCGGCUUGUUGCCAGGAAGAGCCUCCAGUUCAUCGGUCUCGUCUUCGUUUGGAUCGCGAGCAAGGCACAGUGUGAUCCAGUCUUUUCUUUUCAUUCUUCUCAUUCCUUUGAAAGCUCAGAUACACGAAACAAAGCCGAUUCUUCUCAAGGAGAUUGCCAACGAUUUAAUUCCCGACGUUCAUACUUGUACGAGGGACUUCGCUGAGGCGGAGAUCCUUCUCAUGAAGGUCGCGUGCGUUGCCUCACAGCGUUUUAAAGCGUUUUUAACACCGAUUUUCCUUUGUUCCCCAAGGCCAUGAAGUUUGAUGUCCGGACGGGUACUCUAGUCUCUGAUGUCGCGAGCGAUUUACUCUCCAAGCUCAGGAACACAGCCACGGUUGGGAAGCUAGUCAAGCAAAGCACGGUGUUUCACAUCAUCGACUUGCUAUAUGGCGACGGCCAAUUCAACUUUGCCAGCGUUCCCUCUGACCUCUCCGCUGCGUCGAUCCUGGCAGUAGCAUUCGCCAUCUCUAUCCCGGACGAGCAAUGCAACUUCCCAUUUCUUCCCUGGCUGACAGCAUUGUCCCGAGCUUCUAAGCGCGAGAUCGAGCGCAUGGCGAGGCAAAUAUUUGCGCUAAUAUUUCACCAAUGAGCCUGUCCAAGAAGCUCUGUUAUUGCCGCGGAAGGGACUAGCAAUCAAGAAAUCUAUCGCUUCCAAGAAUCGCAGAGGUAUAUUCGCCUUAAAUCUAAACCUUAAGUUCUAAACUUUCAACUGCAUUGCAUUAUUUUAGUGGGACUUUGAUUGCCAGGUUUUAAUUUAAA